Molecule: messenger RNA, 2378 nt
Organism: Helianthus annuus (common sunflower)
Lineage: Eukaryota; Viridiplantae; Streptophyta; Magnoliopsida; Asterales; Asteraceae
Product: protein DETOXIFICATION 51
Exons: 1
Coding region: 127-1761 (544 amino acids)
Biological process (GO): xenobiotic detoxification by transmembrane export across the plasma membrane
Cellular component (GO): membrane
Molecular function (GO): antiporter activity; xenobiotic transmembrane transporter activity
Source: RefSeq, a predicted model, not a curated record
ACCCACUCAAAACACACACAACACACACACUCACUCUCAAGAGUGCUCUCUACGAGAGUAUCUCUAUCUCUAUCUCUAUCUAUCUCUAACCCCAAUCUCACACAUUCUCAUUCUCCUCCCUUCACUAUGUGUAAUCCCACCGCCACUACCCCACCUGAUCACCACCCUCCACCACCACCCCCACCACCCCAUUUCUACCUCAAUCUCCACUCACUCCCCCUCUCCAAAUCCCAUUUUCAAACCACCACUAAAUCACCCAACAACAACACCAACAACAUUAAUAAUACUAAUACUAAAACUAAGAGUAUCCUUUUUCCUACACCCUCGGAUGUUGCAUAUGAAACCAAAGCUUUAUUCAAGUUGUCCUCUCCUAUAGCAAUAACGGCUUUGAUCUUUUACACACGGUCCAUAAUAUCUAUGCUUUUUUUGGGCCGGCUAGGCGAGACUGAGCUCGCAGCCGGCUCGUUGGCUAUCGCGUUUGCGAACAUUACCGGAUAUUCUGUUUUAUCCGGUUUGGCUCUCGGGAUGGAGCCGCUUUGUUCGCAAGCGUUCGGUGCCCGAAGGAUGAAGGUGUUAUCCGUUACGCUACACCGAACGGUUAUUUUUCUGCUUGUAGUGUGUUUACCCAUUGGAGUGUUGUGGCUAAACACGACACGGAUUUUGAUAUAUUUACAUCAGGACCAGACCAUUGCACGUGUGGCUCGCACGUAUUUGGUUUUUACUUUACCUGAUUUAUUAUCCAACUCGUUUAUUCACCCGACCCGCAUUUACCUUCGUGCGCAAGGCAUCACGUUCCCGCUAACCUUAGCUUCCUUCAUCGGCACGUUACUACAGUUACCGUUGAACUAUGUUCUCGUGUUCCGGUUUCGGUUUGGCGUUGCGGGUGUCGCUGCGUCGUCGUCGGUUUCGAACUUUGUUGUUUUAGUCGCGCUUGUGGUUUACGUGUGGUGGACCGGGUUGCAUUUGCCCACGUGGACGAACCCGACCCGGGAUUGUUUGACUGGGUGGGGGCCGUUGGUCCGGUUGGCAGCACCGAGCUGUGUCUCGGUCUGCCUCGAGUGGUGGUGGUACGAGAUCAUGAUUGUGUUAUGUGGGCUACUUCCGGACCCCAACGCGACAAUCGCGUCGAUGGGCAUUUUAAUCCAAACGACCGCUUUGUUAUACGUGUUUCCGUCUUCGCUUAGUUUCGCGGUUUCGACCCGAGUUGGAAAUGAGCUCGGUGCAAACCGGCCCGAUAAGGCCCGAGUGUCCGCGAUGGUGUCGGUUUUUUUCGCGGGGUUGAUGGGUUUAUCAGCCAUGUUGUUUGCGACAUCGAUGAGAGAGAACUGGGGUUUGAUGUUCACGAGUGAUUCCGAUAUUUUACGGUUGACGUCAGCGGCCCUACCAAUUAUCGGGCUAUGUGAGCUGGGGAACUGUCCCCAGACAGUUGGCUGCGGGGUUGUGCGAGGCACUGCUCGACCAACUACUGCAGCCAACGUGAAUCUUGGAGCAUUUUAUCUAGUGGGAAUGCCUAUUGCGGUAGGGCUUGGGUUCGGGCUUGGGGUCGGGUUUAUCGGGCUUUGGCUCGGGUUACUUUCGGCCCAGGUUUGUUGUGCUGGGCUGAUGUUAUAUGUGGUGGGGACCACAGAUUGGGAGCAUCAAGCAAAGAAAGCAGAGAUGUUAACAUGCAACGGAGGUGCAGGUGGAGAUACACCUUUAACAUCUUUAGAUCGUGACAUUGAAAACCAACCGUUGAUUUGCAUAAUGAUGACGUCACCGUGAUAACAUUUUGAAGAAGUAAAAGUAAUCAAAGUUGACAAAAAAAAUUUAUAGAGAACCUUAUUUUGAGAUUUAUGAAUAUAUAAAUAUUUUUUUUUUAAAUUUUGGAAGGGGGGUUUCGGUUUCAUUGAGUUUGAUUGGGCAUUGUUACUAUUUUUUGGGUGGAAAAUACAUAAUCAAAUAAUCUAAUUAUGUUAAAAAGCAAGUACAAAUGAGAAUUUUUGUUAGUUAUUUUGAUUUAUAUUUUACCUUUGGUUUUCAACACCCCUUCUUACAAGUCUUCUAAUAAUGAACCCGAAUGGUAUCCGGGAAAGAGCUGCUUUCAUGGCUAACAUCCUUGGGGUAGAGACCGCUAGCUAGCUAGCUAGCUAGCUAGAGGAAGUUGAUCGUUAAAUGUGGAUCAUUCAAGACACAUUAGCAUGAAGUACUCCUGCUGUUCGAACUAAAUUUUAUCUUUCAUGCUCAUUAUGUCGUGUUUUUCUUCUUCAAAUUUCGGAGUACCUAUGGGUCUUUGUACCGUUUUUUAUAUAAUUAGUUGUAAUAUCACAUCUUAUUAUCGAAAAGAUCAAGACGGGUCAUUUUCUCAAAGAUAAAGAUGAAUAUUGAGCCCAUUUGGUUCU